This is a messenger RNA of Toxotes jaculatrix (banded archerfish), 4903 nucleotides long. It is a transcript of the gene sart3, whose product is annotated as spliceosome associated factor 3, U4/U6 recycling protein. The transcript has 19 exons. Gene Ontology annotation, biological process: RNA processing. Bases 1 to 3054 code for a protein of 1017 amino acids. Lineage: Eukaryota; Metazoa; Chordata; Actinopteri; Toxotidae. The record is from RefSeq and is a predicted model, not a curated record. Gene Ontology annotation, molecular function: RNA binding; protein binding.
AUGAUGAACGGAAACCAACGAAUGGGCACGAGCGAGGACGACUGGUUUUUGUUGACAAACAAGCGAAGAAGAGAGGUUUCUCCGACGAAGGAGCGCCAACUAGCGGCUAACAGCUGCCGUUACACGAGUUCAGUGACGUGCUCCACGUCUCACCAUACUGCCGCUGGCUUGUUAGGUUGUUACCAGGCAGACAGACUUUCCAGUAUGGCAGCGUCAAGCAACGCAGAGCAAACGCAGUUGCAAGACAUGGAGGAGGAAGAUGCAGGAAUGGAGGAGAGAGAGAUGGAAUCGGACGAAGAGGAGGAGGAGGGCAUGGGAGUAGAAAAUUCAGACGACGACGAGGACGAUUCGUCUGAGGAUGAGAAGGAAAACGAAGCCGAAAUCCAGCGUUUGGAGGAGCAGCUGUCAAUCAAUGCCUUCGACUACAACUGCCAUGUGGAUCUCAUCAAACUGCUGAAGCAGGAGGGAGAACUUUUCCGGCUGCGAAAGGCAAGGCAGAAGAUGAGUGAACUUUUCCCUCUCACUGAAGAGAUCUGGCUGGAUUGGCUCAAGGAUGAGAUCCGUGUGACUGAGGACGAUUCAAACCGGGAGAAAGUAUACGAACUUUUUGAGAGAGCUGUAAAAGACUAUAUCUGUCCAGAUAUCUGGCUUGAGUAUGCUCAGUAUUCAAUCGGUGGCAUGGGCUUACCAGGUGGGAUAGACAAGGUGAGGUCCAUCUUUGAGAGAGCCGUGACAGCUGUGGGGCUUCACAUGACCAAGGGACAUACGGUGUGGGAGGCGUACAGAGAGUUUGAGAAUGCCAUUCUGUCAACAGUACAGCCUCCCCCUGGCAGGAUUCCCAGCCGAGAGGAGCAGGAGCUGCUGAACACUCAGCUUGAGCGAAUCCACACGCUGUUUCGCCGCCAGCUGGCCAUCCCCUUAAUGGAUAUGGAAGCCACCUACGCAGAGUAUGAGGAGUGGUCUGAACAUGGGGUGCCUGAGACGGUCAUACAUCAGUACAAAAAGGCUUUGCAGCAGAUGGAGAAGUGCAAAUCUUUUGAAGAGUCACUGCUGGUAGCAGAACCUCCAAAGCUUGCAGAGUAUCAGGCCUACAUUGACUUUGAACUGAAGGAGGGCGACCCAGCACGGAUCCAGAUAACCUUUGAGCGGACUUUGGCAGAGAACUGCCUGGUACCAGACAUGUGGGCAAAAUACACCACCUAUCUUGAUCGUCAGCUGAAGAUCAAAGACUUGGUUCUUUCGACUCAUGAGCGUGCUGUAAGGAACUGCCCCUGGACCAUGGGUCUGUGGAAGAGCUAUCUGCUAGCUCUGGAGAGGCACGGAGCUGAUCAUCAGAUUGUCUCAGAUGUGUUUGAGAAGGCGCUGAGUGCAGGUUUCAUUCAAGCUACGGAUUAUGUGGAAAUUUGGCAGGCAUACCUCGACUACCUGAGGAGACGUGUGGAUUUCAGUAAAGAAUCGAGUAAAGAGUUAGAAGAGUUACGAGGAACCUUCUCUCGAUCUCUAGACUACAUGAAACAAGAUGUGGAAGAAAGAUUUGGUGAAAGUGGAGAUCCUUCUUGUAUCAUAAUGCAGAUCUGGGCAAGAAUAGAGGCCCUCCACUGCAAGAACAUGCAAAAAGCCAGAGAACUGUGGGACAGCAUCAUGACAAAAGGGAACGCUAAAUAUGCCAACAUGUGGCUGGAGUACUAUAACCUCGAAAGGUCUUAUGGAGACCCUGUGCACUGCCGGAAGGCUCUUCACAGAGCGGUUCAGUGCACCUCAGACUACCCAGAGCAUGUGUGUGAAGUCCUGCUCACCUUCGAGAGGGUGGAAGGUUCACUGGAGGACUGGGAUGUGGCGGUGCAGAAGACAGAGACCCGGCUGAACAGGAUUAAUGAGCAACGCGCAAAGGUGGCUGAGAAAGAAGCCAACCUGGCUCGCCAAGAGGAGGAGAGAGCUGAGCAGCGGCGGAAGGCCAAGUCGGACAAGAAGGCUCAGAAGAAGGUCCAGAAGGGAACUCGAUUCGGGGAGAAGAGGAAAGCGGAGCAGGAUGAUUAUCAAGAUGAAUGGAAUGAUGACUCAGAACAAGCCCCUAAAAGGCACAGAGGAAAUGGGGACCAAACCACAGAGGAGUCCAUGGAGACCGAGACAGGACUCUUUGGGAGAAACCCUCCCCCUGGCUAUAAGCCUGCUCCACCUGGCCCUAAAAAAGCCCAGCAGGGAGCGGCGGCCGCUGCCCAGAGGCAGAACGAUGACAAGCCAGAGCUUCGCAAUGAUAACAGCAGUGUGUUCAUCAGCAACCUGGCGUACACCCUGGAGGAGCCCGAGGCAAAGCUCAGGACGCUGUUUGAGACGUGUGGUCCCAUCAAACAGAUUCGCCCUGUCUUCAGCAACAAAGGGAGCUUCAAAGGUUACUGCUAUGUACAGUUUGAAUCCCUGGUGUCGGUCCCUGAAGCUCUGAAGCUGGACAGACGAGAGUUGGAGGGCAGGCCCAUGUUUGUGUCACCGUGUGUGGAUAAAAACAAAAAUCCUGACUUUAAGGUGUUUAAAUACAACACAUCAAUGGAGAAACACAAAAUCUUCAUCUCUGGGCUGCCGUUCUCAUGCACUAAAGAACAACUGGAGGAAAUCUGCAAAAGUCAUGGCACCAUCAAAGAUGUUCGUCUGGUCACGUAUCGCUCAGGAAAACCCAAGGGUCUGGCAUAUGUUGAGUUUGCAGAUGAAACCCAGGCGUCUCAGGCAGUUCUGAAAUUGGACGGUAUAGAAGUCGAGGGCAACAAAAUCUCUGUUGCUAUAAGUAACCCUCCUCGCAGAAACCCGAUGGAUAAACCUGGCUCCAGUGGACCCUCGACAGACAUGAUGCCUCGCCAGGUCUAUGGAUCGAGAGGAAGAGGACGCACCCAGCUGUCACUGCUGCCUCGUUCCCUGCACCGACCAAGUGGGCCCGUGAGCAAAGUCGAGAACGGGACCUCGGCUGAGCAGGUGCCGGCAACAGCCAGCACAUCAGUGACCACAGCUGCAGAGACGAAACCUUUGUCAAAUUCAGACUUUGCCAGGAUGCUUCUCAAUAAGUGAGAAGAUGAGCGAGGGAAUCACGACCGCCUUCACACUGAAAGCCAUCUUGUGUCCUUACAAAUUAGUGUUGGUGAUUUUUCUGUAAUUGGUUACCUGACUUCCCUUUAAUCUCAGUCUCGUUCUCAUCAUCCAUUCUGCAAGAUUGCCUUAAUCGCCAAGCUCCUGCCCUUCAUCACAAACCCUUUUCAUACAAGACUUUUCACCAGUGUGACAGAUUGUUUUUGUUGAGUGUGUUUGAAGGUGGCUGUCAGGCUAUUUUAUAAAAAACUAAACAAAAGAAAAAAAGCGUAUCAUAUUUGUGUGUAAAUAUACUGUAUCUAAAAUUGUAAGCCUUAUGUUGCAAGGUGUCUUUUGUUGUGUAACAUGAAAGGGAUCUGACAGAAGCAUAUGGGAGAGUAUUUUUUUAAAUAUUCAAAACAGCCACACUUGUGAAUGUUGUUUUUAAAAAAAAAAAAGGGGGGGGGGGGGGUAUAUGCAAAACCUUGACAGUUCAGAUGUGUAAUAUAGUUGGUGUGCGUGUGUGCGUGCAUGUGUGUGUGUGUACGUGUACAUAAGUUGGAUGUGCUACAGUGAUGAAAAGACAUGUUCCCCAGAUGUUUUUAGGGAACCUAAGACUUUUAUUGCGUAACUUAUUUGACCUCUGAGGACACAGCUAACAAGGCUAGCAAAGUUUUUUUUUUUUGACUGUAAACCACGACUAACUCAUUACUUUUGCAUAAUACAUCUCUGAGUUACAGUAUGCUUGUAAUCAUCAGUAUUAUGAUGCUAGAGGGUCCAGCAAGUUAGCAUUAGUUAAUUGGCCUAACAGCCUAGAGUGGCAACGACUGGUUGAUUGACAGAAAAUCAACUGGCAACUGUUUUGAUAAUGAAUCCUUUAAAUCCAUUUUAAAGGAAAAUGUAUAACAUUCUAUUUCCAGUGUUUCAAAUGUGAGACUUUUCCUUUUCUUACAUUAAGGUAAAUUGAAUGUAUUCAGGAUCGAGACUAUUGCAAGGACAAAAUAAGACAUUUGAUGACCUGAGACUCCAGGACAUUGUGAUGGGCCUUUUUCAGUUUUCUAAUAAUCAUUUGCAGCCCUGAAAAGACAUGAAUUAGUUUUAGGUGUUAAAAAAGAGUUAGAUUAUAACCAUUAAAUGUUAGAAAGUACCUGUGGACAGUAGUAGUACAGUUUUAUAAAUGUGGUUUGGACCUGGUUUCCCUUCAUGUUUUCAGUAAAGCUGAUCUCACCCUCUGUAUGAGCUCAGUGUUAAAUGAGCCACAGUUUGCUCACGGCUAAGAGGCCACUGCCACCAGGCAGCAGGUCUGCAGCUCCUUUCGACACAAGAGAAUCUAUGCAGUUUUUCCAUUGCUGUUUCCCUGUGUUAGGAGUCAACCAUGUGUCCGUUGGUCCACUUGCCUUGUUUGAAUAGCGAUGACUCUGUGUCCAUAACGUUCAGUAUGCUAAUUUCAAAAAGGUCACCAUAGUUUGUAAUAAAUAUAAAUCUAUGUUUUCAAAACAGAUGGAAUACAAGCUAUAUGUAUUGCUCUCACCAAAGUGGCCUAACCUUUAAAAAUUAAAAAAAAAAAUCUAAAUAUGUUGCUCUCUAGAAGUCACCCUCCACCUUAGCAAAGGUGGUAUGUGUGCAUUGGCGUUGUUUUGUAUAAUUUCUAUAGUCGAUGUUUUGAAUUUGGUAUAGAGGUGAAUAAUAAGUGGCUUUUUUUUGUUCAAUCACUAUUUAUUUCCCUGCUUGUUUCAUCAUUUAGCCUUUUCUACCCUUGUGUUUUUGGGUCCUGUAAAAAAAAAAAAAAAGAAAAUGUCAUGUCAUGUUUUUUUCUGGUCUAAAACUUGUUUUAAUAAAGUCAUGUAAAUCA